This is a messenger RNA of Sinocyclocheilus anshuiensis, 693 nucleotides long. RefSeq names its product A disintegrin and metalloproteinase with thrombospondin motifs 2-like. NCBI's taxonomy places the organism in Eukaryota, Metazoa, Chordata, Actinopteri, Cypriniformes, Cyprinidae. The annotation marks the transcript as partial. The transcript has 5 exons. Gene Ontology annotation, cellular component: extracellular matrix. Gene Ontology annotation, biological process: proteolysis; extracellular matrix organization. Gene Ontology annotation, molecular function: metalloendopeptidase activity. The record is from RefSeq and is a predicted model, not a curated record.
ACAACAAGGACACCAUUCAAACCAGCGGACCCUUGAAAAGCGACGUGGUUGUCAUGAUCCGAAUGCAUGGAUCAGCCAAGGUGAAGGUGUCAAUCAAAUACAUCACUGACAAUGACAGACUGUGUGAUGGUACCAAUGAGAAUAACAUGGUCCCUGAUAAUGCGGUGCCAUAUUCCUGGGUGGUGAAAAGAUGGACACCCUGUUCCAAGACCUGUGGAGGAGGUAUUCAGAUGACGCGUUAUGGCUGCCGUAAGAAUGCAGAGAUGAGGAUGGUCCAUCGCAGAUUCUGUGAGAAAAUCAAGCAGCCUCCGCCCCUGUUUAGAGACUGUUACUUGAGAGAGUGUGCUCAGCCCAUCUGGGUGGCUGGAGAGUGGGGCGAAUGCAGUAAGUCUUGUGGGAAGACGGGAACUCAGACACGUUCCGUACGCUGCGUCCAACCUCUGGGCGACGGCAAGUUCAAAUCCAUUCGCAGCCGUUACUGCAGUGAUGAGCGCCCAGAGUCCCGCAGAGACUGCAAUCGCAACCUGUGCCCUGCUGAGUGGAGGCUGGGCCCCUGGUCACAGUGCUCAGUGACAUGUGGUAAUGGUACGCAGGAGAGGCAGGUGCUUUGUCAUACUCGUGACAACACCAUUGGACUCUGUCUGGACUCCAAACCUGCUGCAUUGAGACCCUGCAGAAUGGAUCCCUGCCCAA